Molecule: messenger RNA, 2189 nt
Organism: Siniperca chuatsi (mandarin fish)
Lineage: Eukaryota; Metazoa; Chordata; Actinopteri; Centrarchiformes; Sinipercidae
Product: actin cytoskeleton-regulatory complex protein pan1-like
Exons: 7
Coding region: 186-2099 (637 amino acids)
Source: RefSeq, a predicted model, not a curated record
CUCUGCAGACACUACACACAUUCUUCAACCUGAACACACUCUGUUCAUUUGUGUCUGCAGGAUCAACUGUGUUUGAGUACUCUCGAGUCAUUCGUUGAACUGAAAAAUCGUUGUGAAAAUUUUAUUGUCGCUUUGGCAACAGGUUAAACCUGUUCUGUAUUUUGAUAUACAGCAACAAAAUAUCCAUGGAGUUUCUAGAAGGAAGCAGAGGCAUCUACAGACCCAUCAGGGUGUUGUUCGACACGCCCAUAUAUGAGCGGGCUCUGCAGACCUGCUGGCACAUCGGCUCUUAUAAGUGUCAGAUCGCACUGCUGACUGAACUUUUGAGGCUUCAGCAGAAAAACCAGCUCCCAUCUGAGGUGACUGCUGAAGAUAUGACUGAGCUGCUGGUGGAGCAGAGUAAAAGCACACUGAGAGUGCAGCUCUGGGAGUUUGAACUGGAGGACUUUGAUGAGACUGAGGCCAGGCCUCUUCUCAAGCUGGCGUGGGAGGUGAACACCAGCAUGAAGAUGAGGGACGUUGAGUUUGAAGCCAGAAGGCUGCUCAGCUCACCAGAGGCCGCCCCUCCUCAGUUUCAACAUCCCAAGAUCAUCAGCCAGGCUCAGAAGUACGCCAGGAGCCUGACAGAGCAGCAGCAGGAGGCCCCCAGCUCCAAACUGCUCAGCCCACGGGAGGUGGUGAUGGAGGUGGUUCCAAAAGUCCUGCAGGGCUUCUGGUUGCCUCCUCCAAACACCUCCUUCAACAUGCCCUCCCAGCAGCUCAGUGAAAUGGCUGUUGGAGUCACAAAAGCAGUUGAGGACCGGGUCUCCACUGCUCUGUCCUCCAUGCUCCGUCAGGUCGCCUUCUCCCGCUCCAUCAGAGACAACAUGGUCCUGUCUAUCCAGGAAAGGGUUAGACAGGGUCACACUCGAGACGUCCUGGUGAAGAGGCUCAACUGCUUCGCAGCAGAGGUGCUGAACACCAUCAGUGAUGCUGCAGCCAGAGAGAUCUGUGUGCUGUUUCAGCCUCACACAAAAGUGUCUGGAAAUAUGAACACUAGAAAGGAUUGCAUCCAGCCAGCAGACGUGGUGGAUGGUGCAGAGGCCAGAGCCAGCCCUGCUGAAGAUGUGAGUGAGGAGCCUGGUCUGGAGGAGGACACGGAACCAAUCAGAGAACCAGACUCUGCUGUCAUUACUCCUCCACCAGCUCCUCUGACCAGCAGUGCUGAACCUCUUGGCAUCAUUACUGUCCAGAACGGCUUGAACCUCAGCCUGACAGAAACAGAGGAACAGCCAGCUCCAGGCCCAGAGCCAGACUCUGCUGUGGUGUCAUCUCCACCACUUCCUCUCACCCUCUGCGAUGAACCUCCUGUCAUCACUGCAGUGCAGGAUGACCUGACCUCCAGUGCUGCCCCUCUGGCCACCACUGCCAUCCACAAUGGCUUGAACAAUAGCCUGGAGAAAGCAGAGGAACAGCCAGCGCUCAGCACAGAACCAAACUCGUCUGUCCUUUCUCCUCAGUCUGCUCCUCUUACCCUCCCUGCUGAAACUCCUGCCAACAUUGGCCUGGAUGAAGCAGAGGAACAGGCAGUGCCCAACUCAGAACCAGACUCUGCUGUGGAUACAACUCCACCAUCCACUCUGACUCCUGCUGAUGAGUCUCCUGUCGUCACUGCAGUGCAGGAUGAGCUGAACACCAGUGCUGAAUCUCCUGCUAACGCCACCAUCCACAAUGGCUUGAACAAUAGCCUGGAGAAAGCAGAGGAACAGCCAGCGCUCAGCCCAGAAUGUGACUCUUCUCCACCUGCUCCUCUUACCCCCACUGCUGAAUGUCCUGCCAACAUUGUCUUAGAUAAAACAGAGGAACAGCCAGCACCCAGUCCAGAACCAGACUCUGCAGUGGUUUCCACUCCACCACCUCCUGUGAUCUCUGAUGACGAGUCUCCUGUCAUCACUGCAGUGCAGGAUGAGUUGACGGAGCAACCAAUCAGGGUGGAUGAAUCUUGCAACACCACAACAGAGGUCAGAAAGACAGAGAUGAGUGGAUUCAGCUGCUUCUUCAGUUGGCUGCAAAAAAUCUGCUGCUGCUUCCUGCCUGAAGACGACACAGAGACGGAAUGAAAUUCCCUCUGUAAAAAAUCAUUUUAGUACUGCAUUGUUGUAAUUUCAUUUGUUGUGAAUUAAUAAAACUGUAUUAACAUUAAAACAUGA